GCCACCAGGCCGACCGGGCCGCGUCGGCGCCGUGGCUGCCGCUCGCCCUCCUCCUGCUGGUCGCCACUCAAGAUGCGCUUGCCAACCGGCCGCCGCUGUUCCUGGCCGACAUGCAGGGCCUGGUGCUCUUCGAGGACGCCCCCGUCGGCGACGUGGUCUACACCCUCAAGGGCGAGGACCCCGAGGGCUCGCCGCUCCGCUACGGCAUCGUGGGCACGGACCGCUUCGAGGUGGACCGCACCACCGGACAAGUCCGGGUAGUCCGCCCGCUGGACAGAGAGAUUAACGACACUCUUAGGUUUUAUGUCACUCUGGAGGAUGAGCUCGGCGAUGACAAUGUCAUUCACAGUGGGAAAAACAAUCUGGUCCAGGUUGAAGUCUCCGUCAUCAUCGCUGAUGUGAAUGAUAAUCCGCCUGUUUUUCUUGGGACUCCUUAUGAAGUUUUAGUACCUGAAGAUGCAAAACCCCAAACUGUUGUGUUCCGAGGAAUACAAUUGCAAGAUCCAGACCUUACAGGCGAAACCCUGGAAGUGGCUUGCGUCGAAGAUCCCCAGUUUCAAGGAGCAUGUGAGAAGUUUUCGGUUUCAGUUGUGUCAGCCAAUGCCAGCCAUUUCUCUGGCGACAUUGUUUUGGAGAAGCCAUUGGACUACAAUGAACGUCAGUUUUACCAAUUUGUUCUGGUGGCAACGGAUGGGACAUUCAAUUCAACUACAAGUGUUGAGGUAAAAGUUGAAGAUGUGCAGAAUUCUCCUCCUGUUUUCCAAGGAUCAUUAACUGGAGUUCUGGAAGAAAAUGAUCCAAUCGGUACCCUUGUUCUCAAAGCUCAAGCCAGAGAUGGAGACCGCGGUCAACCAAGGCCGAUUUACUAUGAGCUUGUUAAUAAUCCCCUGGAGUACUUUUUGCUGGAUUCUCACACUGGAGAGUUGAGAACUGCUCGUCCUCUAGAUAGAGAGGCUUUAGAAGACACCACAGGUGUUUUGAAAGUAAAAAUUAGGGCGAGAGAGCUAGUUGAUGGUUAUCCUAGUGAAGAUCCUUACACCAGUGCUACAGCUGAAGCUACUGUCACAAUCCGUGAUGUUAAUGAUGAGCCACCUACAUUUGACCGGAAAGAGUAUAGUGUUUCGAUUCCGGAAAAUGCAGCCAAUGGAACACCUUUGCCGCACUUGGAUAUGACUGUGACUGACUCAGAUGUUGGCACAAACUCUGAAUUUUCAUUGCACUUACAAGAUGUUUCUGGUGCUUUUGCUGUUGAACCAAGCAAAGCAAUAGGUUCAACAUCAGUCAACAUAAGAGUUGCCAAUGGUUCUAUGGAUUAUGAAAACCCCAACAACCGUAAAUUUAUUAUUUUGGUGGUUGCUGAGGAGUUACACACAGAACCUAGACUAUCAUCUACUGCAACUGUUACUGUGACUGUAACUGAUGAGAAUGACAAUGCACCAGUUUUUGAUUUGGAAGCAUAUUCUGCCAGUGUGCAUGAGAGUGCUUCCCCAGGAACUGUAAUAACCACCAUCACUGCUCAUGAUCGAGACCAUGGUCGCUAUGGUGAAGAUGGUUUUGUCUAUCAGUUGAUUGGUGAUGGUGCCGAAAAAUUUGUUGUAAACAGAAAAACUGGGGUGAUUUUGGUUGCACCUUGCGAAAACCCUGGCUCAGGAUCUUGCUUGGACUUCGAAACGAAACCUGUCUACUACUUGAAUUACAAGGUUACUGAUGAUGAGGGAUCACAGGGAGGCUUGUCUGCUGUGGUUCCCUUGAAAAUCUCUCUCCUUGAUUCGAAUGACAACACUCCAAUUUUCACCAGUCAGAAUUACAGUGCUGUAAUUGAUGAGGGAGCGUCUGGCUUUGAACCUCCUCUUGUUGUUGAGGCACGAGAUGCUGAUAAAACAUCCGAGGUUACCUACUCAAUCAAACAAGGCAAUAUUCAGAAUCUUUUCUCCAUUGAUUCUCUCACUGGGGAAGUGAAAGUCUCAAAUCCUACUGGUCUAGAUAUGACAAAUAUUCCUACUGAUACAAUUGACUUAACUGUCCAGGCCUCUGAUGGAAAAUUCAGUUCACAAUGUAUCGUCCAUAUUAAUGUUUUGGAUGUGAACAAUAACCAUCCCGAGUUUGAACAAGAGACAUACCUCGCAUCACUACCAGAAGAUAUUGAUAUUGGCACAAUGGUGGACACUGUAACAGCCACAGAUGCAGAUGCGGGAGUCAAUGCCCAAAUAAAAUACAAAAUUCAAAAGGGUGCAUUUGAUGAUUUUUCCAUUGAUUCAGACUCCGGGGUUGUGAAAGUAGCAAACCACUUAGACUUUGAUCGCCGACGCUUGUAUAACAUUGAGAUCAUAGCUGUUGAUGGAGGUAUUCCGAUGCUUAGUGGUACAACCACAUUAAUGGUCAAUAUCCUCAACACAAAUGACAAAGCCCCUUUCUUUGUGCCAGCCACUCAAAAUGCUGCUGUGACUGAAGAUACUCAGCCUGGCACAUUAUUCUACACUCUUAACGCCACUGACCUGGAUGUGAAUACACCUGAGGCUUUGAACUUUGCUGCAUCAGAACCAAUCACAGCUGUUGACAAGCAUGGGAAACCAGUGAAUGAUACUGAGGAUUUCAAGGAAUUUUUCAGUAUUGACAGCUCUACUGGUGAAGUUUUCGUUGCAAAGCCUCUACAGCGUGAUAUAGCAGCAGUUGUUAGAAUCACAGUUUUGGUCACAGAUAUUACUGCCCCAACUAUGCAGCAAGGGAAAGGCACAUUGGUGGUAAAUAUCAUUGAUGUGAAUGAUUUCCCUCCAAUGUUUUCCAAGCCUUGGACGAGAGAGGAUCCUCACUACAAAGUUGAGCUCAUUGAAGAGCAGCCCAUUGGGACAACAGUGGGAACCUUUACAGCCACAGAUGCUGAUUCCAACAUACAAGGAUAUGCCAUUGUUCCUCCAUCUGCUUAUUUUGAAAUAAAUAAUGUCACAGGUGUUGUCCGCACCACCAGGCGUAUAGACUAUGAGGAAAAUAACAGGCUAAACUUCACAGUUGUGGCUUAUGAUUCAGGUGCACCCCCACUCUCAUCAACAGCUGAUGUAACAGUUAAUGUUGUCAAUAUCAAUGAUAUGGAUCCUGUAUUUGCUCAGCCAAAGUAUGAAGCUGCAGUCAAGGAAAAUGCCCCUGCAGGCACUGUAGUUGUUAAAGUGAAAGCGACAGAUAAGGACGAUGGCUUGUUUGGUGUUGUCACUUACCAACUCAUAGGAGAACACAGCAAUGACUUUUUAAUUGACCGAGAUAGUGGAGAGAUCACUGUUGCUCAUCCCCGAGUGUUGGACCGAGAGACAACUCCUGAAAUAACAAUUCAAGUAAUGGCUAGUGAUGGUGCUCCUCCUGAUACUAGGCGUACAGCAGCAGUUCCGGUGGUCAUUCGUAUUUUAGACAUCAAUGAUAACCCCCCUGUCCUAACCCAGCACAGUUAUAGAGCAACUGUUGAAGAGACGGUGUCUCUCAAUGCACCUUUAGUCCAGCUCCGGGCUGAAGAUCCCGAUCAAGGAGAAAAUGCUCAUGUGCGGUAUUCAAUUGUGUCUGGUAACAGUGGAGGUGCAUUUGCUGUAGAUCCAGAGACAGGGGUUUUAUAUGCAUCCUCUUCUCUGGUGGGUGCUGAGCGCCACUUCCACCUCUUAGUAGAAGCAAGUGAUGGACAUUUCAUGGACCGCGCAGAUGUAAAUAUUACAGUUCUUGAUGUGAACCACAAUAAGCCAGUAUUCUUCCAGCCAGGAUCCACCAAUGCCUCCAUUGGUAUUCCAGAGAGCAAUGCAGAAGUGGGUUACUCAGUGAUGUUCGUGAAGGCCAAUGAUGGUGACAGUGGUGAAAAUGGUCAUGUCACUUAUCACUUCAAGGUUGAUAAUAAAAAUGUUCAAGAAACAGAUGAGUUUUAUAUCAAUGAAGAAUCUGGAGAAAUCGUCACCAAAGUGCUCCUGGAUAGAGAAGUGAAAGAUAAAUAUGAGUUGGUCCUAGUUGCUCGUGACCACGGAUCCCCCACUAGCUAUGAAACCCUGAGAGUACUCACCAUUAAUAUCAUCGAUGCUAAUGACAACUAUCCUGAGUUCCCCCGCACUUCAUCAACAAACCCAUAUCAUUUCAGUGCUCCUGAAAAUGCACCAAGUACUGUGAAAAUAGGUAAAGUGGAAGCACAUGAUCCGGAUGAAGGGCUUUAUGCUAGAAUAUAUUAUUAUAUCAUUCGGUCUAGUGGCCCUGGCCUUUUUACAAUUGAACGAACUGAUGGAACCAUUUACACAAAUGCCACCCUUGACCGUGAAAAGGAGGACUCCUUUGAGCUGUAUGUCAAAGCUAGUAAUGAUCCUGAUUUUUACAUGUCAAAGGAGGAAAUGAGUGGUUUGAGUGAUGAUGAACUCCAGCAAGACCCCACAAUUGCCCAUGUUGUGAUUGCAGUACUGGAUGAGAAUGAUAAUGCACCUCAAUUUGAACACGCAAACUAUUUUGCAGGUGUCAAUGCCAUGGCUAAUGUUGAUGAGCUUGUGAUUCAACUCACAGCAAAGGACCCUGAUUUGGGAGCGAAUGGUUCCAUCAUCUAUUAUAUUGCAGCAUCCAAUCUUUACAAGUAUGGGUCCAACAGAUCAUCUGGAUCAAUAGUCCCGAGUCCAUUUAACAUCACACAAAGUGGUCAGCUUCGCACGUCCAAUUACAUGGCCGAAUACAAUCAAGAUCGAUUCAUUGUUGAUGUGGUUGCUAGAGAGCAAGCCACACCUGAGAGGGAGACAAGAACCAAGGUUCAUGUGUGGCUGUAUGAACCUUCACAACUUGUUCGAGUAAUUUUGUCACGACCUCCCAGUGAAGUCAAUGCCCAGCAGGCUGAAAUUGUGGCUGAAUUGUCAAAUGCCACCCAACGACUGGUUGUUGUGGAUGGCAUUGGUCCACAUGUUAAUAGCCAGGGGCGCCCUCGACCAGAUUGGAGUGACAUGUACCUUCAUGUUGUCGACACUCCAUCCAACACAAUUUCGGCCAUUCCAGAAGUACUGAAAGUUAUUGAUGCAAAGUAUGACUUUUUGAAGGACUACUAUGCUGGUUUUGCUAUUGAAAAUGUUGUGCCUGCUUAUGUGACGCCAAAGGAAGAAUCCAUCGACUCAGCUCUUGCUGCUCUCAUUGCUCUGCUCAUAGUUCUCUUCGUCGGAUGUGUCACAGUCGUUGUUGUUUGUUGCUGCUUCAGACACUGGAUUGUGUCACAACCAUCAGACAUGAAGAAAAAGGAUGCUCUCAUUAAAAAAGCCAUUAUUGAUGACUUAAACACCACAGAGAACCCCCUAUGGAUUGAGCAGAAAUUGAAAUUGUAUGAAGAGCAAGAAUUAACCAUGCAAGUUUUUUGUGAACCCGAUCAUAGUGUAGAUAUUGAAUGCAGAGACAGUGCUGACUUUUCACAUGUUGACAACACCUAUGCAACAAUUCAGCACCCAAACAGAAGAGGCUCUCAAGAUGUUGCAGAUGAUGGAGGCAAUUAUGCAACAUUGAGAGGAACUGAUAAUCAUGGAAAUCAUAGAGACAUGUAUGAAGCUGCUCUAGGUUUCCAAGGCUCAACAUUCCAGGUGCCUGAUCAACUUCCUGCUCUUCCUCCACCUCUACCUGGCUCAGCAGGGGGGAGUGUAAGAGCACACCACCACGGACAACCACAUUUUGUAGCAGAGCUAAUAUGAGCAGAAACGUAUUACUUAAUAAUUUCUUCGAUUGAUUCUGCGACUGAUUCAUUUAGAAUCUUUCUCUCUUUUUGGAUUUAACGUCUUUUUUCCGUCCAACGAUUCUGUCCUAUAGGAUUGCUGUCCAGUCGGAUCUGCUUCUUUAUGUGCCAAUUUGUGCUGUGUCAUAAAGAUGAAUUGUUGUGUCAAAACGUGGUUGUGUUCAGUGUUGUGUGUUUUUUACGAUUGUUACAUAAAUUAGUUGUUGGAGUAGAUAGUUUUUGAGUCAUACUGAAGCUUUACCUAAUGAACUCUUUGUUUGGAAACCAGAGGAAGAUGUGAUGCAUGUGAUACAUUUUCAAUAUCUUGUUUCAUGUUGACAUGUGUAUUACUGUAAUAUGCAAUUUUGAUUUUAACUUUGUGUUGUAUAAAGUUGUGUACAUAAAUGAAAGAAGUACAAUGGUACUUUAUGAACAAGCAUCACCCAUGCAAAUGCUGUGCAUUUGACUAUUUUCUAUUUUAAUGUGUAGCCUGAAUAGUUAAAAAAUACUUAUUAUGAUCAGUAUUCAUCAGUUAUUUUAUGUGAUGCUACCUGUACCCAGUUUUUGGUCUGUUUUGUUGUUGAAUGUUGUAAUGUUUUUCUUUUUAAUUUAUUUUAAUUAAUAUGAGGAUGCCUCUGUUUCCCCUGUUCAUUGUUAAUGCCCAUAAAUUUUUUUGGAGAAAAGACUGACAAGAGUGGGUGCCAGAUGGAUAGAGGAAUGUAAGUAAUAAGUUAUCCCAGAAUUAAUGUCAAUGGAGAUUUAUGUAAAAUAGAAAGUCAAGCAUGAAAGAAUGAAUAAUUAUGUGCUGUAGAUAUGAUAAAAUGCAUUGUGACCAUGAAUCUCUUGCUGAGGAGAUAGUGUUUUCCAAUUACUGCUCAGUAAUUAUUAUUAGUUUUAGAUAGAUGUUCUAUUUUUGUAGAUAUGGUAAAUAACUAAGAUAUUUGACCAGUUAUCCAUUACUCCAACAGUCAAAGAAGUGAUGGGUCCAUGGACGUGACAUUCCAGUUUGCUGCUAUUGUAAUGAAACUUUAAAAUGUCAUUUUUGAAACUUAUUUUUAUGUGUCGAGCAAAACUUUUUAAAUUUGCCAUAUUAUGCACUUUACAAAUGGUGCAGGUUUGCUAUUUUCAUACUAGGAACAAACUGUAAUUAACUAAAUUGGAUGAAUAUAUUGUACAGUUAGUAUUUUGAUUUUAGUUGGUGUUACCUAACAACCUACAAGUCUCUCUGAGGCAUGAUGUAAAAAACAGAAAAAUUGUGAUACCUUUCAAAUUGUCAUGCAGACAACCAAGAAGAUAUAGUAUAUUGUUUCAAUGUGCCGCUCAGAAAUGAGGGCCUUCAUUUUUUUUUUGAGUGAGUACUUCAAAUGUCUGUCAUUUGUUACAGUGUUUACAUUUGUUACAAAAAUAGAUAUUUGUACACUAUG
This is a messenger RNA of Thrips palmi, 7110 nucleotides long. RefSeq names its product cadherin-87A. NCBI's taxonomy places the organism in Eukaryota, Metazoa, Arthropoda, Insecta, Thysanoptera, Thripidae. Gene Ontology annotation, molecular function: calcium ion binding. Bases 111 to 5666 code for a protein of 1851 amino acids. Gene Ontology annotation, biological process: homophilic cell-cell adhesion. The transcript has 34 exons. The record is from RefSeq and is a predicted model, not a curated record. Gene Ontology annotation, cellular component: cell-cell junction; plasma membrane.